Messenger RNA from Pistacia vera, 1039 nucleotides. Its product is annotated as GDSL esterase/lipase At5g03980-like. The coding region runs from base 495 to 1016 and encodes 173 amino acids. Gene Ontology annotation, molecular function: hydrolase activity, acting on ester bonds. The record is from RefSeq and is a predicted model, not a curated record. The transcript has a single exon. NCBI's taxonomy places the organism in Eukaryota, Viridiplantae, Streptophyta, Magnoliopsida, Sapindales, Anacardiaceae.
UGUCACAGCCAUGGUUUCUUCCACUCGCAAAAGCUCCCCUUUCUUUCCCUCUUUCAUCGUUCUUUCUUUGUUAUUAUCUUCUUCCUUUAUCACUGCUUAUGGUGCUCAACCAUCAGUGGUGAAGGGUUGUCCAUUUAACGCCGUAUAUAGCAUCGGCGUCAAAGAUUCUUCUACCUCUCCCCCAUGGUCGAUCAACUAGCUUCUAUCUUCCAUCUCCCUCCUCCAAAACCCUACACAAACAAAGACGACGGCAAACUACACUACGGUGCAACCUUCGCUACCGAAAACUUCAUCGCUUUGGGUAAAAAUUUUCUUCAACGAAGAGGCGUUCAAGUUUCAUCCCCGACGCCUUUACCGAUUCCUUAACAUCACAGCUUAUUUCUUUCACCAAUUAUCUUAGUCCCAUCUGCUUUACUUAUCCCGAGUGCCUGAAAAAGCUCGAAAGGGCUCUGUUUGUGGCGGAUCUUGGAAGCAACGAUUACAAAUACGCGUUCAUGAACGGCAAAACACCUGAAGAAGUUCAAAUUUUUAUUCCAUCUUUGCAAAAAAUCAUCGGAACUUUGGAGUCGGAAUUGAUAAAAGCCGGUGUUUCCAAUAUCUUAGUCCCUGGAAUGCUACCAUUGGGUUGCUUCCCCGGCUAUGUUUCUCUACUUCAUAACGUUGAUCCAACCGAUUUUGACGCUCACAAUUGCCACAUAGGGUUGAACAACGUUGCGAUCAAUUACAAUAAUCAUGUGAAGGAGAGUCUUUCUGAAAUGAGAGACAAUCGUUUUUACUCUCAUGCUCUUUCUGAAGAAGGUGAUCGUCCUUAUAGUCAGACUCUGUAUGGGGACUACUACAAUGCUUUCAUGGAAGUUCUUCGUGACAACUCCAACAACCCAAAGGCUUUGUUUCAUCAGGACGGGUUUCAUCUCUCAGAGAAAACGAACAAGUACAUUGUGGGAAAGCUGCUCAGCGGAAACAACUUUUUGCAGCCAGAAAUUCACCUUCCGGACAUCACGCAUUGUGUUAUGUAGAAGCUUCAUGGAGAUCCUUGUUC